UUGUGCAAAUAAUGCUAACUGAAGUUUAUGCUGCAAAUAACUCACAAAGGAAGAAAGUGGUGUGGAAGUUUCCAACAUAAAAAAAACUCUUCAUGUGGGACACGUAGAACAAAAUAAAAUGCCAACGUAACCACAUACAUCGCAGCUGUCACUUAAUAUUUAAUUUAAAAGCUGCAAAUCAUCUGUUUCAUUAUAAGAUGAUUUUCUAGCAGCUGUCAGUCGCACUAAAAUUUUGGGAUUAUUGUAAAGUGUUUAGUUUAACGGAGAUUUGUGUUUUUGGGUGCAGUUAUCCGAAAUGCAGUUAAGAUACCAGUGUUCUAUAACAAAAUGCAAUUGUGCAAUUUAGUGCGGAUAUUUGUGAAAUGUUUAGCACUAUUGCAGUGUUGGAUUUCAUUGGCUAGCGGAGGGUGGGACUUGUGUAGACUCAGUCUGCAUGAACACAAAGUCCUGCUGCUGCUGGGUGAACUUCAGGCGCUCCUUUAUCAGUUCUUGCACUCACCUCCUCUGACGGGCUUUUAACAUCUGACAAUUUUGAUAAAUAGUUCCUCCUCGACAUGGCUCUCCUUCAGAUUCUUGCUGUGCUCUUCCUGCCGGGAGCUUGGGGACAGAGCAGCAGCAGCAGGCUUGGUGUAGUGGUGGAGGCGAAGAACAUCACUCUUCCCGCGGGAUCUAAGGCCAUCCUGCCCUGUCACAGCCCCCGCAUGGUGUGGAUCCGGGACAGACUGAAGGACCGUCAGAGGGUGGUGCACUGGGACUUGGUCCGCAGCAGCCCGGAAAAUUCUGUGGAACGAGUCUUGGACAUGUCACCUGGGGCCAACCAGAGGGUCUACAACGCCUUCAACAAGGGCCGCGUUUUCAUCCCAGACUCUGCUUUCAGUGAUGGCAACUUCUCCCUUACUAUCAACAAUGUGGCAGCAACCGACAAAGGAGUCUAUACUUGUAAUUUACACCAUCACUACUGUCAGAUUCACCAGUCUAUUCAAAUCCAGGUUGACGUCACUAAGUCAGCCCGUAAAGAGAAGCGGUACUGGGAUGGAGAGAAGACUGCGUUUGUGGUCCUGUUGGGCAGCUCAGUGGUAUUGCCUUGUGUGAACCGGCGCCCCCUGUGGCGAGAGGGUCUUCAGGAGGACCAGCAGCAGGUGGCCCACUGGGACUUCCAGCCUCCUGGAGUGCGUCCUGAUAAGGCCGACCGACUGGUGGACCUGUACGCCUCCGGAGAGCGUAGGGAUUACGGACCUCUCUUUGCCCAGAGCAAGAUGAGCGUGGCAGAGGAUGCUUUUACACUAGGAGACUUCUCACUGUUCAUCUCCGACCUGAGGCCCGCUGAUAAAGGCCUUUACUCCUGCCACCUGCACCAUCACUACUGUGGUCUCCAUGAGAGGCGCAUCUUCAGACUAACUGUGGGACCUCCACUCAUGCCUGAUUCCACUCCAGCACCCAGAAUUUUCCAGAAUGAUGAACCAGAUCCAAGCGAAGGGGUCGAGCCUACACGUGUGGUUAAUGUCUUUAUCCCCGAGCAUCGAAGUUAUUUCAUGCAACAUUUGGGCUACUUCCUGGCGACAUUCUUACUGCUGGGGUUUAUCGUCAUUGCUCUUAUUAUGCUGACUCGACGGCGCAAAAAGAGAGGGCUGGAGUAUGAGCUGGGUCGAUCCCAACGGGGAACCGCAAUCGCUGGAGGUGAAGUAGCUUUAGACUGCACAGAGCUGAAUUGCUGUAACCAAGAGCCUUUGAAUUCAGAGUACAAAAACAACAUAAUGAAAGAGCGCGAUAUGGCUAAAGACUGCAACAAGGAAUUUGAUGGGAAGAUGUGGAAGUGAAUGUGAUAUUUCUGAGACGCUGCUGGCAGGUCCAGGGCAAACACGGGAA
Haplochromis burtoni (Burton's mouthbrooder) is the source of this 1866-nucleotide messenger RNA. RefSeq names its product matrix-remodelling associated 8b (gene mxra8b). Gene Ontology annotation, biological process: establishment of glial blood-brain barrier; cell adhesion. Gene Ontology annotation, cellular component: cell surface; membrane. NCBI's taxonomy places the organism in Eukaryota, Metazoa, Chordata, Actinopteri, Cichliformes, Cichlidae. The transcript has 10 exons. The record is from RefSeq and is a predicted model, not a curated record. Bases 555 to 1817 code for a protein of 420 amino acids.